GAUACAGCAGCCACUAUUCAGGAGUGCCAUGUAGCCUUUAUGUCAAUUGGACGUACUAUUCAAAAUAAAAUGUUAAGGUGAUUAUAUUUUCCAAGUUAAGGAAUACUCCAAAAAUGAGUAGAGAUUCAAUUCUAGAAAUUCAACAUAAAAGAGAGCAAAGCCAUGACUCAGGGACAUACCAGGACUGGACCCUCGAGGAAUCCUUCCAGCAUAGCCCUGGCCAACAGUGCAAGAACUCAGAUUUCGUGACCGUUGUCGCAGUUGACGAGAAACCUUUCGUGACAGUCCUCUCUGUCGAAAAUGGCACUUCCGACUCCGAGGAUGUACUAGUCUACAGGCUACCAGGAGAGAGGUUGGGCUUCGGGCUGAAAUUUGAUGGAGGUAUAAAAAAUGCGGAGAAAGUAAAAAAGUUAUUGAUACAAUCCUGUGCUGACGACAGCCCUGCAUCGAGAACCAGAGCUUCUUGGGGUCCUUUAGCUCCAGGUGACGAAAUCUUGGUUAUAGAUUCUGUUCCUGUUUCGGAAAUGACAAGAAUGGACUGCGUUAGGGCUCUGAAAGAAUCUAACGUCGUUAUAAAGCUUCGGGUGAGGAAGGGCCCUGGCAAGGAAGAGGACAAGGAAGCCCCGCCCAUUCCACCGCGGAAGUUUCCAAGAAAGAAGGAAAAUGUGGAGCCUCCUCCCCCACCUCCAUACGUUCCACCUCAGCCAGUGGAGGAACCGCAAAAGAACAGUCCUCCGGUACUGCCCCGUUCGCGCCAGUUACCUCAAGCUGAGCUCUAUACUGACCUCAUAGCCCAAGAGAGCAUAUUACCCACAGAAUCGGAAUCUGAUGAUACUGGUAGCAGCAUCUCCACCGUGGUCAGCAGGAUAUCUUCCACACCGACCACAUGUAAUUCGAGCUUCUCCGAUGGGAGAUCUAUCGAUCUGGCACCGCCUCCGGUCCCUGGAGCUAAGCCGACAGCCUACGACUUGGACAAAGUACUAGAACCGUUCCUUAGGCUGGAGCGAGAGUUCUCCUCCUCGGCUAUUAACGAAGCCAAUCUGUUUCAUAGCUUGGCGGAGGCAUCAAAUCUCAAGUCACCUUCUCCUCUUGAUGAAGAGGAAAGCGCCCCUAAGCCAGCCCCACGACAAGAGCGAAGACGCCCGCCGCCACCUCCACCUCCGAGGACAGAUAGGCACGAACAGCGCCACCUACCGCGGCUCAUCGACUUCGUCCCCAAGGACAGGACUGACCUUGUUGUGCCGAGUCCUCUUGUCCCGUCUCAGCUGCCAGCACAACCGAAAGUUGCAGAAGAACCUCUAAAAGAAGAAAUGACUCGCAAUGAUACUAAAGAACUCCCUGACGGAACUGCAGAGACAAAGUCUUCUACUAUGGAACCAGAAGAAUUUAUGCAAAAACCUGAAAGUUCAUUUCACAAAGAAAAAUAUCCACCAAGUUGUUCAAGACUUCCUCCUGAUGGUCAUGAAUAUCCUUCGCAAGAUAAAAAACCAGCUAAACCAUUGAAUGAUUCCAAACUACCUGUGAAUUCAUCGACACCACCAAUAUUGCCCAAAUCAACUAUUGAUGUAAAGAAAACUUCAAAUGAAACCAGUAAAUAUGCUUCUUGGAGAAAUGAUGAGAAAAGUGAAAAAAGUGUUAAAGAUAAAAUUGCAAUGUUCUCCAAUGUUCAACAAAACAAGGAUAUUCCUAAUGUACCUCCUGUAAAAUAUUGCAAAAAGCAAAAUUGGCAGAAAGGUUCAGAAACAGAAACAGCAUGUAAAGAUAUCAUUUUAAGUGAUUGUCAGCAGAAACUGAAGAAUGACCUUCCCGCAGCUAAAUUACUGGUGAAAAAAGACUCCUUGACAUUUCAAAGUCUGCUUGAUGUCACUAAUAAUUAUGAUAAUUGUAAAGAAACCAUUCCUAAAAAUGAUAGGACCCAAAGUACUUUGGACCUUACAGACAAUGCUUUUAGCAAUCAUUCUGUUACUACCAAAACUGAAUUUUCAACACUCCCAAGAAAAAGUGAUGCCCCAAGAAACAAAUUAUGUGAAUCAAAAUCAUCAUCAACAUCCAAUAAUAGCUCUCUUUCAAGAGCUUUAAGUUUUUCUGGAGAAACAAAACUUCAUAGUCGUUCACAAAGCCUUGUUGAUGUUGGUUCAAAAUACACUAGUACAUUCUUAAAGCAUGAAGAAGCUCGCCGUUGUUCUCUUGCUGCCCUUUCUGAACAGAGAAAAAAAGGGAUGUCUAAACUUCGAGGAUUAGUGAUACCUGAAAAGGUAAUAGAGGUGCCUACCCUUGUGGUUGAUGAUUUACCUGUUAUAAAAAGUAAUGACUGUCCUAUUACCAACAACUUGGAAGAAAAUAUUAUUACUAAAGUAGAUAAUGAUAAGGUUUCCAACAGUAAAUUUCCUAAUGAUAAAAAUUCAGCUUCAAUAACUAGCUCACCAUGGAAAACAGAAUUAACAACUCAUAAUUAUGAAAUACCAAAAUAUUCCCCAGCUUUUAAGAGGAAGUCUCUUUCUUUGUAUGGAACAUCUUCAUGUGUAUCAUCUGUUUCUUCAUCUUUAAGUUCAAGCAGAGAAGAACUUAGGAAUUGUUUUUAUGAUACAUCUAAAACCCUAUCUGGAGCUAACACAAGUAUUUCUCGGUCGUUAGCCAGCUUAUCACGAAAUCCAUAUUUGAAUGUUACUUCAUCUCAUUCUGAACCCAAGUCUUUAGAAAGCAUCACUUCACCAUCUAUUUCAGAUCUAAGUAACGAUUAUGGACAAGACUCAGUAUCUCCUAAUCUAAACAAUGAGACAUUACCACAAUACAAGUACAACGAAGGCUAUGCAUCAGAUAGCCAACAAUCAAAAAAUGAUGAAAGGGGACUGGAAGAAGAAAGUGAUAAUGAUUCAGCAGUAAGUUCUAGUCGCUCUAGCAUCUCCCCUCCCCAUUCACCUAUGCCCUGUACAAAAAAGAAUGAUGAUAUUAACGAUAUUAACAGCCCCAAAAUUCUAAAUCGUUAUGAUGUGAAACUGAAAAGAAGUCUUUCAUCAGAAACAACUGCAUCAAAUGCCUCCAGUGGUUCAACUCUCACAUCAGGAUCACAGGCUAGUUCUAGUAGUACUGGAGGUUGCCUCAGUAUGGAUAACAAAAGAGUUUUGAAACCACAAAGUGUUGAAGCAAUUAAUAGAAAGAAUGUUCUCUCCUCUGCUAAAUUUAGUUCUGGCACUGAUUUAAAACAUGAAAAUCCUUCUGAUGAACAAAAUGACAUCAAAGACCAACUUCCAUUGAAGACCAGUGGUUCUAUCUCUGAAAAUGAAGAAAAAAUUGAAUCUGAAAAGAAAAUGAAUAGUGAACCUAGCAUAAAUGAAUUAAACGAUAAUUUUGAAUUCAACUUGGUUCCAGUUAAUGGUAAAUCCACUAUUGAAUUCAGUAACUUCCAUUCUCCAGUAGAAAAUGAUCAAAUUAAAAAUCACACUCAUAACAAUGAAUUAAUAAAAUGUGAAACUUCAUUCAAUAUUGAAGAUUUCACUUACAGCAGUCAUAAAAAUAUUGAUAAAAAUUCUAAUAUGAAGAUAAAUAAUUUUAAUGACUUUCCUGAUGGCAUUAUACCAAAUGAGAAUCCUAACAAAUGGAAUGAAAACAGUAGUGUGGAAUAUGUUCCAAUAAUGAAAAUGAGUCGACCAAUUCUUCAAAUAGACCCUAAUCAGUAUGAUAAACAAAGGGAUGAAAGGGAAAAUAUUCCUUCACCUCAAGGAAUCAGUGUGAAUAAUAUGAAAAAGGUUUUUGAAAAAGUGGAAAGCAUUCUUGUUCCUAAUACUCGUUUUAAAGUUUCAAAUCAAAACUUGAUCCAGCACCCACGUAUACCCUCUGUGGAUUCUACAAAUAGUGAUGAUAGUUGUAUACCAAAUCUGCCACACUAUGGCUCAGCUUCAAAUCUCCAGAAAGAACAACAGUUUGGUAGUAUAACAUCAUUGGCAUCAUCAACAAGUUUAAUUUCCCAGCAGGAAUUAUCACAAUUAAUUGAAGAAGCAAAUCACACAUUAGAAGAUGAAGGGAACACUCAAGAAGUUUUGGUAGUGAUUUUAUACAGAGAUAUGCCUGGAGGAAGUAUUGGAAUAACUUUAGCUGGUGGAGCUGAUUAUGAAGCCAAAGAGAUAACUGUUCAUAAAGUUCUAAUUGGAAGUCCUGCUGAAAGAGAUGGUCGAAUACAAAAAGGAGAUCGCAUACUGUCUAUAAAUGGAAAGAGUAUGAAAGGUUUAACUCACUAUGAAUCCUUGGCUAUUCUUAAGGCCCCUCGACCAGAGGUAGUUUUAGUAGUAUCUCGGAAUAAAGGAGAAGUAAUAGAAGAAUCAGCUGCUCCAAAAUACACAUCAACAGCUGUGCGUACACGAUUCUCAGAACAGAAAUUGAUAAAUAAUUCUAAAGGAAAAGAUACAAAAUGGGGGCCUCCAGUUGUAGUAACAUUAAUUAAAGAUGGAACUGGACUCGGAUUUAGUCUUGAAGGUGGCAAAGACUCUCCAUAUGGCGAUUUGCCUCUGACCAUCAAAAAAAUAUUUACUGGUGGAUGUGCAGAAAAAUGUGGAAACUUGUUUGCUGGGGAUGAAUUACUUUCAGUGAAUAAUAUUGAUUUGUGUCAAUUAUCAAGAAUUGAAGCAUGGGCUUUAAUGAAAAGGUUACCUGACGGAGAAGUUAAUCUCAAUGUACGUCACCAAUAUUCAUAAUUUGUGUCUGACUUAAUUUACUUUUUAUUUCAAUUUCUUUUUAUUCUAAUGUUUGCUGUGUUGUCUUUUGUUUUAUAGUUAGAUACUAAUUAAUUAGAAAGUAAACAAAUUAACAAUGUAGCUAUUGUAUGUAGCAUAGAAUUUUAUUAUAUAAAAUUAAUCAUGAGACUGCCUCAUGAAUCCAUUGAUUCAUACUUAUGUUUGUUUAUAUAGCAUUUACUACUUUACUUGUAAAUUGAUUGUAUAAAAGAGCUUUGUUUGUUGAGUGUAAGGGUAUAUAUUUUUCUGAUAUUCUGUAAGAAAUAUGAAAAUUGUGUGAAUAUUUCUUUAAAUUAUUAUUUUUAAAAAUAGUCAUCCAACUAAGUCUAAGUAUUGGCUAGUGAAAAGCUGUUUUCCCCUUUUUUAUAACCACAGGCCAGAAAUAUUCUCAAAUUAAAAAUUGAAUGAAAAUUUUUACAUGUAGCUAUUUUAUGAAGUAAUAUAGGUAAUUUACAUAUAUGUAUUUGCAUAUGCUUAUUUAUUUAAUGUCAUAUAUUGUAUAUGUUGACCUACAAAAAUCAGAAAGAAGGCCUCCUAAUCUACAUAAACGAUACUAUGGAAUAUUUUAUUGAGUUCUUUUUCUUAUUUUUAUUUAUCUAUUUAUUAUUUUUAUUUUUUAUUUUGAGGGCAAAAGAACUUUUAGUAUUCUCAAGUUAAAUUAAAUACCCAACAACUUGUUUAAUCUAUUCCAAUUCUUGGAAAUAUGUUCUUAAAUGUUAUUGUGCAUGAUGUAUAUAUUUUAUUGUAAAUAUUAGGUUAAAAAAUAUAUAUAAUCUGUUUAGUUAUCUCCUCAAAUUACAAGUAUUUAUAAAGUGUACCAAAGCUGUAGAAAUUUAUGAAGUUGAUAUAAAAAAAAGUUGGAAGAGUCUUUGACUAAGUAUUACUUGGCUAUUUCAAAAAUCCAUAAAAAUCAUAUUUUGAGAAAUGUAAUUUUUUAAAAAUAGAUUUCUUGUUGUAUGCAUGAUUUUCUUACUUUUUACUUAGGAUUUUUAAUUAUUUCAUGUAAACUUGUAAACAAAACUGCUGUCUAAUGUGCAUUUAAAAUAUUGUAUGAACUAUGUUGUAUUAUUAUGCAACCUAAAGUUUAGUUUAUGUUCUGUAAUAAAUGCAAAUUAGUAAUGUUUUCUAGUUGAAAGCUAAACUGAAUUUAAUUACUUACCAUUUAUUUUUUGUAUAAAUAUGAAAACGUUUGAGAGCUCAACGCUUUGAAACAUUUUAUUAGACUUAUCUUGGUCAUUUCAUGAUAAAUUCAGCAUCAGCAGUGUUAAUAAUAUCAAACAUUUUCAAUCACAAUUUAUAUUAAACAACUUUGUAUAAUGUUAAACGAAAUUAGUAACUGUAUAAUUAUUAAUUUUAUCAAAUGUUCUUUUUCUGAAACAUGUUCGUGAUAGGAAUAUUUUCAGAAAUAAAAUUAGUCCUUCCUAGUAUCUUAUUUUUCAAAGCCCUCAAUGUUUUAUUUAUUUAUCUAUUUUUUUUUUUUUUUUUUUUUUGGUCAUGAAUAAUCAGUUAUAUUAUCAACAACCUUCUUCCAAUGAACUUAAUGAUAAUGAUAUAUUUGACAAUCUGCAAAAUACAUUUUGAUUCAUACAUAUAAUUAUUUUUUAUCAGAAAACAAGUAGUUACUAAUAAAACAUUAUCAUAUUAAUAAAAAAAUACACUUUUUAGGAAAUAAUUAUUGAUGAAUUUUUAAUCUAAUUAUUAAUUUUUAGUUCUAACAAAUCUUUUAGUAUACCUGGUCCAUUAAUUCACAGUGCUAAUAAAAACAUAAUAAUUUGGAAGUCCGAUAUUUGAUAUAUAUAUUUAAUUAACUGAAAUUUCAUAAAGUUAUAUUAACUGAAAUUACUUUAUAUAGGUUAUCCUUUAUUUGUGGGAUGUACUGUUAAAUUUACAGUACAUUUCUAAUAACACAAAAAUCAUUUUUAUAAUUUAUGAAGCAAGCAAUAAUCUCCAAAUAUAAUCUCCUUUUGUUUUCUAUUAGAUUUUUUUUUGGAUGGUGGAAAUUCCUGAUAAAACACUAAAUUAGUUAUUUCAUUUAUGGAGGCCUUUUUGAUAAUAAUAAACUUCCUAUAAUAUAAAAUUUAUUCUGGAAAUUGAAAUGAAAAAAUACUAUGUUUACUGUUGUUUAAUAUAAUAUUCUAUCUAUGUUGUAUGUUUUUUGUAUAUUGAAGUAAUCUGUGAUACCAACAAAAUUAUUAAAUAAAAUAAUGUUUUUUUUUUU
Nezara viridula (southern green stink bug) is the source of this 6945-nucleotide messenger RNA. Lineage: Eukaryota; Metazoa; Arthropoda; Insecta; Hemiptera; Pentatomidae. The record is from the annotation of a GenBank genome assembly.